Messenger RNA from Oryza sativa Japonica Group (Japanese rice), 1286 nucleotides. Its product is annotated as protein TRACHEARY ELEMENT DIFFERENTIATION-RELATED 7A. The record is from RefSeq and is a predicted model, not a curated record. Lineage: Eukaryota; Viridiplantae; Streptophyta; Magnoliopsida; Poales; Poaceae. Gene Ontology annotation, biological process: plant-type secondary cell wall biogenesis.
UUCCCAUGCAAUAUAUAUACACCACACUGCUGCAUGCUCACCACCACACCUCACUCCCCUCUCUACAGCAACCAGCAUUCCAUUUCCAUAGCAAUGACUUUCAACCCUGGCUCUCCUGGCUUCGGCUUCCCCUUUCCCUUCUACCCUCCCAAUCCCAACCCUUAUGCUCCCCUAAACCCCAAUGCUCCGAAGCCACCGGUGAUGCCACCGCGCCCUCAAGCCCCGCCACCCCCGCAGCGUUUCCCGCCACCACCUGCCCCGCCCAUCCGACCCCCGUCACCUCCAGGCCGCGCUCCACCACCACCCGGUCGUGCACCGCCACCGCCUUCUCAAGCCCCACCGCCCCCACGCCGUGCUCCCCCUCCACCCGCCCUGCCACCGCCACCCCCACGACGUGCCCCACCGCCACCAUCAAUGCCCCCACCACCACCACCUCGUCGUGCUCCACCCCCACCAGCAACACCUCCGCCCCCGCCACGCCGUGCUCCACCCCCACCGUCACCGCCCAUUCGACCACCGCCUCCACCAACUCCUCGCCCCUAUGCACCACCACCGCCGUCUCACCCACUAGCACCGCCCCCGCCCCACAUCAGCCCACCAGCACCCGUGCCGCCUCCGCCUAGCCCACCACCCCACAUCGUCAUCAUCGUCGUCUUCGUCUCAUUCGGCGGCCUCCUGUUGCUAGCAUGCCUCGCCGCCCUCUUCUGCUGGCACAAGAAGAGGAGGGAGACGGAGAGGAAGGCGGAGGUGCACAACCUGAGUGGCCAUGUCCAUGUCCACAAGGCGACUGAGUCAGGCCCCAGCGGCGCCAAGGCCACCGUGCUGUCCAUCGACGAGGACCUCAAAUUCCAGGAGGUCGCCGGCGAGUCGUCGAGCGCCGCCGGAGCAGGGAGCCAUCAUACCCCUUGGUCAUGGCACAGGAGGCAGCAGGAAGGCAAAGCAGAGAACAAGGCAGAGCUCAUCAAUGUCACGGAGCACAUCCAUGUCGAUGAGAAGAUUGUAUCAGGGCCUCAGGGGCAAAAGAUCGAGAUCCUUUCAGAAGAUGAGGACAUCAGGUUUGAAGAGGAAGGCAGGAAGGAAAAGGGAGAUCAAAGAUCAAAGACUCGCAUCACCAAGACCUGACAAGAUGAGUCUGCAUGCCCAAGUGUUACUACAGCUCUAAAGAAAGCUACUUCAGCUGAGACGGUAAAGUUAUCCCUACACUUGUGUGAUUUGAUUAUUUUGAUAAGAUUGUAUGUUCUUUGGUGUGAAUGAAAUAAGGGAGUCUCAGACCCCAUUUGGUUGAA